CAGUAUUAAGCCUCAGCUUGACCGCGCUGCCAGCGAGCUCAUUACUGCUGCUGCCAAGUCACGCAACCGGAUUAUCGAGGCCUAGAACAACGUCGUCGCCGCCUACUCAGAAAAUAUCAACAGCCAUAACGCCGCUACUUGCUCUAGUGCCCAGCCAUUCAUUCCCCUUACAGCCUCCCCCGCGUGGACGCCCUUGGCCUCCUCCGCAUCAAACCGUAAUCCACAGCCGAAUACCUCAUCGAUGACCAGAAGAGAAAGGGAACCCUGGAAAACAAGGCGCACCGCUUCAGCACGACAAGCCUAAGAGCCCCUCUAUUUCUACUCUUUUCUAUCGUCAGCUGGCAGCGAUACGUUCGAGAAGCUAGCACCAAGAUGUCGUCGUCAAGUUCGACGGGUCCAAGACCUCAAGCACAUGAUGUGCUGGUCCAGUUCAACGUGAAGCACGUGGUACCAGUCGAUCGCGAUCUUGGCAUGCUCGCGGCUCAUCACCAGGCUAUCGAAGUAGCAAUUGUCGCCCUUUGCCUCCAGGUUAUUGAAUCGCUUGCUGGAUUGACCAAUAACCAGGACGCUGGUUUUGCUUUGCGCGAGGAUAAAUCUUUGCUCUGGGUAGAGUACUUCGGGGAAAAUCUGGCGCAAAGCAACGCUGAACUGAGGAGAGGAGGCUAUAAUCCGGGGCCAACGGGAGAUAUGGGGUACCUUUCGAUGACGUUGCGAGUCGGCGUGGCUAGCUGCUUGGGCCUCGCCGAUGGCAAGCGCCAUAUCCAUCCCGAGCAUCCCAAGGGCCACUACUUCACGCCAACACUUCUCGUUGAUGUUACUCCAGACAUGGAUAUUGCCAACGAGGAAUGCUUUGUGACAUGGGACGUCAACCUCGAUGCCGGUGGCUCGAGUGUCCUCGUCUUUGUGGCUCUUGAGCUUCGCCAGCCUGACGUUGUGUUUGAGCAGCUUGUCCACUGUCAGCGAUAUCUGGUGCUGCUGUUGGGCGGCCUGCCGGGCGUGGUACGCGUACGCCGUCUUCUGCUCCUGGAACAGCCGGGUGUCGGUCUCGAUGGCGUCAGAUGUGCUGAGCGCGACGCUGGGAGUGAGCUUGGAGCCAUGGGAAACCCCGGCAUUAACGACCUUGACGCCUGCUUUGAUGACGUCUUGAAGAGGGAGGCUGGCGCCGAAGUGCCGGAUUCUCUUCGAGGCGCUUUCCACAAGUUUUGCCUGCGAUUCAAUGGCAGACCGAGCUCUAUCGCUAGCACUGCUGCCGCCUCUCUUGACCACCGCGCCAACGACGGAAUUUACACCUCUUUUAUGUCGACAGACCCCUUAUCCAACACAAAGCGCAGUACCACCAUCACCAGUCGUCUCCUGCCGCCAUCUUCAGACCUCACCGACUGA
Molecule: messenger RNA, 1383 nt
Organism: Colletotrichum navitas
Lineage: Eukaryota; Fungi; Ascomycota; Sordariomycetes; Glomerellales; Glomerellaceae
Exons: 6
Coding region: 373-1383 (336 amino acids)
Molecular function (GO): oxidoreductase activity, acting on the aldehyde or oxo group of donors, NAD or NADP as acceptor
Source: RefSeq, a predicted model, not a curated record